This is a messenger RNA of Fusarium venenatum, 1719 nucleotides long. RefSeq names its product oleate hydratase. The record is from RefSeq and is a predicted model, not a curated record. Lineage: Eukaryota; Fungi; Ascomycota; Sordariomycetes; Hypocreales; Nectriaceae. Gene Ontology annotation, biological process: fatty acid metabolic process. Gene Ontology annotation, molecular function: FAD binding; oleate hydratase activity.
AUGGAGGAUAACCAUGACGAUCCCAAGGUGACUACCGACGACGAUAAAGGUGUAAUCAGCCUCAGCAACAGCCCGGAUAUCAGCAAUGGCUCUUAUUCCAACAGCCCUCACAUCUGGCUCGUCGGCGGCGGCAUCGCUUCACUGGCUGCCGCUGUCUUUUUGAUUGAUGAUGCCAAUGUGCCGGGCAGCCACAUUCAUAUUCUCGAGGCGUCUUCGAAAGCGGGCGGAUCGAUAGCGUCAUUCUCGAAGCCGUCCUGGGACACAGGGUAUAGGGUAUCUGCGAUUCGAAAAAUGAGCCUCACGUAUCACUGUUUAUAUGGCAUGCUAGAAAAAGUACCUUCUGAGACAGAGGGCGAGACAUUAGCUGCCAGGCUUCGUCGCUUCAAUCAGGAAAGUAAGAAGUUGGGUGCCUCUGGAUCAAGGUUAGUGAGGCAGGUCUUUGACGAGAAUGGGAGAGAAAAGCCAGAGGCAGUCGAUGUCAGCACCAUGGGUUUGAGUGUGAAGAACCAAUGCGACUUGAUGAGGGUCGUUCUCGAGACAGAAGAGGAGCUGGAAGGGCUUGAGAUUCAAGCGUUAUUCGAGCCAGAUUUCUUUGAGACGAACUUUUGGGAUCUGUGGUCUUCCCUCAAUCGCUUUCACCCUUGGUGUAGUGCUGUUGAGUUCAGACGAUGCCUGCACCGAAUGAUGCACGAGUUUCCCAACAUGGGAACUCUGUCGGGCGUUGAGCAGGCACCCGAGGAAGAUUUUCAAGCUAUUAUUAAGCCAUUGUCACAAUAUCUAAAGGCAUCAGAUGUCGAAUUUCGUCACGGAAUAUUGGUCAGCGGUUUGGAAAUUGAGGAUAUCGGCCCUGACUUUCGGGUAUCUGCCCUGAAGACCUAUCAAGACGGCAAACAUGUGCAGUUAACGUUGGGACCCGACGACAUCGUCCUCCUCACGCUUGGCUCAUUGACUUCGGGAAUGGGAUAUGGCACAAACGAGCAGCCUCCUCCGACAAUGGAACUGCGCGAUUCAGCACCCCACGAGCUUGACCCUUCGUGGACAUUCUGGGACAGGCUUGCUUUGGAGCGUCCACAAACGUUUGGCAACCCGGAAGCUUUCUUUGAUCGGCCUUCUAAGUCAACUUGGCUCUCUUUCACCGUCACCCUUCGUGACCCAGCUUUCUUUGAGCAUCUUUGCAAAUGGACUGGCACGUUAACGGGGUCUGUACCUCUAUUGACUUUUCGUGACUGUCCCUGGAUGCUUUCCCUGACCAUUCCCCAGCAACCGUAUGUCAAAGACCAGCCCGACGGCGUGUUUGUAUUCUGGGGCUAUGGUCUAUUCCCCGAUCAACAGGGUCGAUAUGUCAGGAAACCAAUGCUCGAGUGCACAGGCGCUGAGAUCCUGACGGAGCUACUCCACCUCAUGGCCUUUCCCCUUCAGCCGACACUCGAGCGCUCCAUCACCAUCCCUUGUCUGAUGCCAUUGAUCGGUAGUCCAUUCCUCACGCGCAAGAAGGGCGAUAGACCAAAGGUGAUCCCCGAUGGAAGCAAAAAUUUGGGUCUGAUGGGACAGUUCGUUGAGAUCGAGCGUGAAGUGACGUUUACUAUGGAGUAUUCGGUGCGGUCAGCGCAACUGGCUGUGUAUGGACUAAUGGGCUUGGAUAAACAACUCCCGGGGGUACAGGGCGAAGAUCAUGAGGUUUUGACAUUGGGAAUGGCGUUAAAAACGAUGAUGACUUAG